Messenger RNA from Colletotrichum spaethianum, 1548 nucleotides. Its product is annotated as chlorophenol O-methyltransferase. Gene Ontology annotation, molecular function: O-methyltransferase activity. The transcript has 4 exons. The coding region runs from base 1 to 1548 and encodes 515 amino acids. Lineage: Eukaryota; Fungi; Ascomycota; Sordariomycetes; Glomerellales; Glomerellaceae. The record is from RefSeq and is a predicted model, not a curated record.
AUGAACAAACUCAGACUCAGUAAGUGGUUGGGCGCUGGCACGUCAUCUGACGCUGCUGAAGGCGACGGGAAGAAGCAAAACCGCCGCUUUUCCUCCCCUGUCUUUAUCAGAUCAGACGACAAACUCAAAGACGAGACUUUAAACGAGACGCCGGUUUCUAAAGAUGCCUCUAUCACAUCAAAGACUCCCAUUUCGUCGCCGUCGAGAUUGACGGAGCUUGCGAGGAAGAUCGCGUCCGAGACAGAAAAGCUUGAGAGGUACAUGAAGGAAAGCAACCUGCCGAUGCCCACUUUGGAUCCAACCGGGCCUGGCGAUUUCCCUAAGCUUCCCGAAGACAUUCAGAAAAGUCGCAUGGAGAUCAUCUAUGCGACUAGAGAACUUGAGGCUCUGGCCCAUGGACCCAGAGAAGAUGUCAGAUGGAAGACUUGGAGUUUCCAAGACAGUCUCAGUCUCCAACUUGUGAACCACUUUGGUUUGGCGAAGCUUGUGCCCGUUGACGGCACCAUCACACUCACGGAACUACAGUCCAAGACUUCGCUAGACCCCGUCAACCUAGCCCGCAUCCUGCGCCACGUGAUGACAAACCGCAUAUUCCGCGAGCCCUCACCCGGUGUCAUAGCUCAUACGGCGGCAUCACGCCUGCUGGCCGAAGACCAGGCAUUACAGGACUGGGUUGGUUACAACCUCGAGGAUAACUUUCCAGCUUCUGCACAUGUCCUGCAGGCCCUCAAAACAUACCCUGAAGCCACUUCACUAACACGCACCGGCUUCAACUUCGCGUUCGACACCGUGGAUAAGGAGCCGAUGUUCGUCACCUUUGGCAAGGACCCCGCCCGUGCUAAGCGUUUUGGCGGUGCCAUGCUCAGUCUUACUGGAGGCGAGGGCUACGAAGUCAAGUACCUGGUGGAUUCCUACGACUUUAGCGACAUUGACGCCAAAGGAGGGACGUUGGUGGAUAUCGGUGGCAGCCACGGGUUUGUGUGUGUAGACUUGGCAAACAAGUGGAAGAACAUGAAGUUCGUGGUGCAAGAUCUCCCCAAGACGGUCGACUCGGCACCGAAGCCGAUAUCCGAAGACACUCAAGUUGCUGAGCGAAUUGAGCUUGUGGCACACGACUUUUUCAAAGAGCAGACCGUCAAAGAUGCCGAUGUCUACUUUUUCCGCUGGAUCAUUCACAACUACUCGACACCCUACGCAGUCUCUAUCCUCAAAAAUCUAGUUCCGGCACUGAAGCCCGGCGCAAAGGUUGUCAUCAAAGACCACUGUCUUCGCGAGCCGGGACAAGAGACGGCGUGGGACGAGAGGAUCAUCCGCAGCAUGGACAUGGUCAUGCUGGCCGUGUUGAAUGCGCAAGAGCGCAACGAGGAUGAGUAUCGAAAGCUGUUUGAGGCGGCCGAUGAGCGUUACGUCUUCAAGGGCGUGACGCGACCCAAGGGUUGCCGGAUGAGCAUCAUCGAGGCGGUGUGGGAUCCGGAAGGGGCCAAAAAGGGGGUGGACACCGAGGCGCGGUCGAAAGAGCCCAUCCCUGCGGAGGUGGGGGAGGCAUGA